This is a messenger RNA of Oncorhynchus keta (chum salmon), 450 nucleotides long. RefSeq names its product butyrophilin-like protein 8. The transcript is spliced from 3 exons. Bases 1 to 450 code for a protein of 149 amino acids. Lineage: Eukaryota; Metazoa; Chordata; Actinopteri; Salmoniformes; Salmonidae. The record is from RefSeq and is a predicted model, not a curated record.
AUGUUACAACGACUUGAAAUUGAAGCACUGAUCUUCAACACAGGUUUGUCUUUGAGGGUGAUGAUACUGGCAGCUCUCACCGUUCCCAUCAUAGUCCAAAGUCCUGAAAUCUUCACCUUGUCGGUCCCACACGGUCCAAUCAUGACCUGGUUGAACUCCUCCGUUUCUUUAUCUUGUGAACUUUCACCUCUCUUCAAUGCGGAGCCAUUGGAGGUGCGCUGGUACAGGGCCAAAGACUUUGACUCAACUGCCUUGUUGUACAAAGAUCACAAGAUCCACGAGGCCCCUGUGGACCCCCGGUACAAGGGCAGGGUGUCUCUAACUGGGGGGCUGGAGAGAGGGAAUGUGUCCCUGACACUGGAGAGGGUCACACUGGCAGAUGUGUGCUAUGUUAGCAGUGAACAGUGGUAUGAAAAAGCCAUUGUACUCCUCACAGUGAAUGGUAAGUAA